AUGUCAUCGUCACCUAAAAUACCAAAUAAUGUUUAUCAAACAAACAAUAUACAACAAGUUGGAUGUUGUUAUCCAUCAUCAAUGAAUUAUUCCACAUCAAAUUCGACAAAUAUGCAAAUGAUGGGUUCACUUUCACCAGUAACUAUGAACGGUAUACCUACAUCAUCGUCGACGUAUGGACAAAUAUCAAAUGCCGGUACAUUAUCUACAACUCCCUAUGGUACAUCAUCAUCAAUUAAUGUUUUAAAUUCAUUAUCACCUACACGUUAUCAAGGCAACAAUCAAAUGUUGACAGAAAAAGUAAAUAAUCAUCAAAAUAUCAAUAAUAAUAGUAAUAAUAGCACAAAUAAUGCAGCAGUUGUGGCAGCUGCAGCAGCUAAUGCCUAUCGCCGUAAUUUUAAUGCAUGUGCAAAACCACCAUACAGUUAUAUUUCGCUUAUAACAAUGGCCAUACAACUUUGUCCAAGUAAAAUGUGUACUCUGUCCGAAAUUUAUCAAUUCAUUAUGGACUCCUUUCCAUAUUACAGACAAAAUCAACAAAGAUGGCAAAAUUCUAUUCGUCAUAGUUUAAGUUUUAAUGAUUGUUUUGUGAAAGUGCCACGUUCACCCGAUCGUCCUGGAAAAGGAUCCUAUUGGACGUUACAUAAUGAAGCAACAAAUAUGUUUGAAAAUGGUUGCUAUUUGAGACGUCAAAAAAGAUUUAAAUGUCCAAAACGUGAAGCAUUUCGAAUUCAUCAUCGUGAUUCAAAUAAUCGAAAUUUAGACAAGUCUAAUACAUCAAGUAGUGGUCGAAGUCCACUGUCAUCAUCAUCACAAAAAUCAUCUGACGAUUCACAACAUGGAUUAAUAUCACCAACAAAUCAAAAUCAACAACGUUCAAUGUCGAUUACACAAAACAGUUUCAUUCAUCAACAAAACACAAUUCAUCAAAGGAAUGGGCAAUCAGGAGCUGAUUCACGAAAUCAUCCAGUCGCUGCAACAAAACUGAAACAAGAACAGUGUGACUUUAAUAAUCACAUAAUGUCAUUUGAUCCACAUUUUUCUAAUAUAAAUUAUCAUCCAUUUGCAAUAACAACGUUGAUGCAAGCAGCAGCCACCGGUGAUGGUUCGAAAUUUUAUGAUAAUUCAGCAUUAAAUUAUAAUUUGUACGCCGCAGCAUCAGCCAAUUUACCACAACCAUUUUCAUCAGACUAUUAUAUGUACGCACCACCAACGCAAACUCUAGCUCACGGCGGAAUGUAA
Molecule: messenger RNA, 1242 nt
Organism: Didymodactylos carnosus
Lineage: Eukaryota; Metazoa; Rotifera; Eurotatoria; Philodinida; Philodinidae
Source: the annotation of a GenBank genome assembly